AUGAAUUCUAAAAUUAAUUUAAUAAUUGUAAAAGAAAAGGAAGAACAAUUUAAAAUAUUAGAAAUAAUAAAAAAAGAAGGAUCAAAGUUUUCUCAAUUAGAGAGAGCUGAAAAUGAAAUAAAAAUUGGUUUAUCAAUUUGGUUUGUUGAUGAUAUUAAAUCACCACAAUUUAUAAUAUCAUUUGAAUUAUUAGAUGCUUUAAUAAAAAUUUAUUCAAAUGGUAAUAUUGAAAUUGCAAAAACUUGUUUAAGUUCAAUUGAUUGGAGAAUUGGUUUCUUUUUAAAUUUUCCUGAUAUUGAUAAAAAUGAAUUAUUAAAUAAAACUAAUCAUAAUGGUGCUAUAAAAUAUCAUUUUCAAAAUAAAAUUGAAAAAUUAACAUUUAUUGAAACUCCAAAUAAAGAAAUUGUAAAAAUAAUUAAAAAAAUAUUAACAAAAUAUAAAUUUAAAGUUUUUGUAAGUAUAGAAUAUUCAGAAUAUGUAUUAAAAAUUGAAAAUGAAGAUAAAUUAAAUGAAAAGAUAAAAGAGUUGGAAAUGAAUUUAGAUGGUAAUGAAAUUAUAUUAAAUUAUGAUGAUAUUGAAUUUGCAAAUUCAUUUUGGAUAUAUAAAGGUCAAUUCUCAACUGAAGAAUUUAAAUGGAGUUCUGAUAAUGGUUUAGCAUUUGGUUAUAAAGCUAAUGGUGGUGGUAGUGAUGGUGAUGGUAAUAGUGAUGGUGAUGGAAAAUUAAUAUGUUGGAAUUUAAUAAAAUCUGAUGGGAAAACUGUACAUUUAUUCACUUUACCUGAAUUUAGGGGAAAAGGUGAAGAUAAUACAGCUUCUCAAAAUUUAAGUUUAAAAUUAGGUUUUAAAAAAACAUUAUCAGUUCAAUCAAUUGAAGCUCAAUUAAAUGAUAUUUAA
This is a messenger RNA of Dictyostelium discoideum AX4, 894 nucleotides long. RefSeq lists its product as hypothetical. Lineage: Eukaryota; Evosea; Eumycetozoa; Dictyosteliales; Dictyosteliaceae. The transcript is spliced from 3 exons. The record is from RefSeq and is a predicted model, not a curated record. Bases 1 to 894 code for a protein of 297 amino acids.